Messenger RNA from Papaver somniferum (opium poppy), 1890 nucleotides. RefSeq names its product xyloglucan 6-xylosyltransferase 2-like. Bases 274 to 1638 code for a protein of 454 amino acids. The record is from RefSeq and is a predicted model, not a curated record. Gene Ontology annotation, biological process: xyloglucan biosynthetic process. The transcript has a single exon. Gene Ontology annotation, molecular function: xyloglucan 6-xylosyltransferase activity; hexosyltransferase activity; UDP-xylosyltransferase activity. Lineage: Eukaryota; Viridiplantae; Streptophyta; Magnoliopsida; Ranunculales; Papaveraceae. Gene Ontology annotation, cellular component: endosome; membrane; trans-Golgi network.
GAUCUCUGUCGAAAAUCCCUCUUCUCCAUCUCAGUUCCCCCUUCCUCUUCUUCAUAUUCUUCUCCUCCUCCUCCUCCCAAUCUUAACAAAAGAGGGAAAAUCAUCAACUCCUUUUUCAAAUUUCUCCCAUAAUUAACAGAUCCACAUUUCAAGGAACCCCAGAACCUUACCAUAUUCAACUCUUCUUCUUCUCAUAUGACUCGAUAACAAUUUCUCCAAUCUUCAACUCAAUCUCGUUUCAUUUCUAAAGACAGAGAGAGAGUGAAAUCGAAGAUGCUGGAAAGGUGGUUCGGACCGAACAAAGCCCGUCAGAUACAGAGAGGAAUCCGUCAUGGUAAGAUCACUGUACUCUGUUUAUUCAUGACUGUUCUUGUUCUUCGUGGUACGAUUGGUGCUGGUAAAUUCGGUACACCAGAACAAGAUUUUCUUGAGAUUCGUGAUCAUCUUUACUCGCGUAAGCGGGCCGAGCCUCACCGUGUGCUAACUGAAAUCUCAGAAACAGAUAAAAAAGCCGAUACCAAUACUAAUAGUUAUGUUGCAUUUGAUCCGAUGAAAUUAGCUGUUGAUGAAGAAGAUGAUGGACCAAAGCGUGAUCCAAAUGAACCUUAUAGUUUAGGACCUAAAAUUACUGAUUGGGAUGAACAAAGGGGUAGAUGGUUGGAAAAGAAUCCUAGUUUUCCUAAUUAUGUUUUACCUAAUAAACCUAGGGUUUUAUUAGUUACUGGAUCGUCUCCAAAACCUUGUGAGAAUCCUGUUGGUGAUCAUUACUUGUUGAAAUCCAUUAAGAAUAAGAUUGAUUACUGUCGGUUACAUGGUAUUGAAGUGUUUUAUAAUUUUGCGCUUUUAGAUGCUGAAAUGGCUGGGUUUUGGGCUAAACUUCCAUUGAUUAGGAAAUUGUUGUUGUCUCAUCCUGAAGUUGAGUUUUUAUGGUGGAUGGAUAGUGAUGCUAUGUUUACUGAUAUGGCGUUUGAGAUCCCGUGGGAAAGGUAUAGAGAACAUAACUUUGUGAUGCAUGGUUGGAAGGAAAUGGUGUAUGAUGAGAAGAAUUGGAUUGGGUUGAACACUGGUAGUUUUCUGCUGAGGAAUUGCCAGUGGACACUUGAUCUUUUGGAUGCUUGGGCACCUAUGGGACCGAAAGGGAAGGUUAGAGAUGAUGCUGGGAAGAUUCUUACUAGGGAACUUAAGAAUCGGCCUGUUUUCGAAGCUGAUGAUCAGUCUGCAAUGAUUUUUAUCUUGGCGACGCAAAGAGAGAAAUGGGGCGACAAGGUUUAUCUUGAGAAUCACUAUUACCUGCAUGGUUACUGGGGGAUUUUGGUUGACAAUUAUGAAGAGUAUAUUGAGAAGUAUCAUCCUGGUUUAGGUGACCAUCGAUGGCCUCUUGUUACUCAUUUUGUGGGUUGUAAGCCUUGUGGAAAGUUUGGUGAUUAUUCAGUUGAGAGAUGCUUGACUCAAAUGGACAGGGCAUUUAACUUUGGGGAUAAUCAGAUUUUGCAGAUGUAUGGGUUUACUCAUCAAACUCUAUCGAGUAGAAAAGUGAAGAGGAUUCGAAACGAAACAGAUGCACCAUUGGAAGUCAAAGAUGAACUCGGUUUGCUUCAUCCUCCGUUCAAAGCUAUCAGAGUCGUACCUUCUUCUUGAUAAUAAUCUUAUUAUCAGAAGCCAAGCAUUGUCUAUUGCUUAUCAUUUUGUUGUAUUAAAGUGUUGUUCAAUGCUUAUUUGUGUUGUGUUCAGUAAUGCUGAUAAAAAUUGUAUUCAUUUACUUAUGUUAUCAGAAGUUUCAAUUAUAGGCAAUUACUUGAGAAAACGAUCCAUUUCUAUGUUUAGUGAAAUGGCGCAGUUUUACUGUAAUCUGAACUCAAAAUGAAUGAACCGCAUGAAAUUGGUUUCACA